AUGUUCGCUGGACUCAGGGCGUUCGCCCGAACCACGGAGCGAUGGGCACCUUCAUUGGCAAGAAUUACCCUUCAGUCUACGUUGGCACCUUCCCUUCUGAACUUCCGGUCAUUCCAUGCAACUUCAACAACUCUGCGGACCAUCAAUCAAUCCAUGCGUGCAAAGAGGGUCCCAAAGAAGCAAGAAAAGUCAAAGUCACCGUUACUUGAAGUUUCCCCGCAGCGUAAAGGAGUCGUAACUCGCCUCAUUAUUGCCACACCUAAAAAGCCCAACUCCGCUAAACGAAAAGUCGCCCGUAUCAAACUCACAACUGGAAAAUCUUGCAUGGCAUACAUCCAAGGAGAAGGUCACAAUUUGCAAGAGCAUAGUGUUGUUUUAGUGAGAGGAGGACGUACAAAGGAUCUUCCCGGAGUGGGAUACAAACUUGUCCGUGGAGCACUUGACUUUGCUGGAGUUGUCAAUCGUGCAACCUCACGCAGUAGAUAUGGUGUGAAGAAACCCAAACGGAAGUAG
Psilocybe cubensis is the source of this 513-nucleotide messenger RNA. RefSeq lists its product as uncharacterized. The record is from RefSeq and is a predicted model, not a curated record. Gene Ontology annotation, cellular component: ribosome; small ribosomal subunit. Gene Ontology annotation, molecular function: structural constituent of ribosome. Bases 1 to 513 code for a protein of 170 amino acids. Lineage: Eukaryota; Fungi; Basidiomycota; Agaricomycetes; Agaricales; Agrocybaceae. Gene Ontology annotation, biological process: translation. The transcript has 3 exons.